AGUUCUGCCUCUGGAGGAGAGUGUAGCAGCAGCCUGGCCACAGCCUGCCGUCUGUCUAUCCAUAAACCCAGGCUGGCUGGCUUCCUGUUUCUCCUCUGUAACCUGCCUGGCCACCUAUCUGUAAGGCUGUCCGUCAUCCUUUCUGUCCAGUUGUCUGGCCUGUGUGGCUGUCUGUCUUGACCCAUCGAUCUUUCCCCUCUGUCCAAUAGCCUGAGAUCACCCUGUGUAGCUUCUUUUCCCUUCAGUUUGUCAGUCAGUUUGUCUGUCUCUGUCUGUCCACUGCCCUGUGUGUCCAGUUGCCUCCCUCUCUGUCCCUGGGCCACUGAGCCAUGGCUUGGGGUCACAGGGCCACGGUCUGCCUGGUCCUGCUGGGUGUAGGUCUAGGUCUGGUUAUCGUUGUGUUGGCUGCGGUCCUUUCUCCUCGUCAAGCCUCUUGUGGUCCCGGUGCCUUCACGCGUGCUGCGGUAGCGGCUGACUCCAAGAUCUGCUCGGAUAUUGGACGAGCCAUCCUCCAGCAGCGGGGCUCACCUGUGGAUGCCGCCAUCGCUGCCCUGGUCUGUACUGGUGUUGUUAACCCUCAGAGCAUGGGUCUGGGCGGAGGGGUUGUCUUCACCAUCUACAAUGCAUCAACAGGCAAGGUAGAGAUCAUCAAUGCACGGGAGACAGUGCCAGCCAGCUAUGACCAAGGCCUGUUGAACCAGUGUAAAAACGUCCUGCCAUUGGGCACAGGGGCCCAGUGGAUCGGGGUUCCUGGGGAGCUCCGCGGCUAUGCUGAGGCCCACCGCCGCCACGGCCGCCUGCCUUGGGCUCAGCUUUUCCAGCCCACCAUUGCACUGCUCCGAGAGGGUUUCCGUGUGCCCUUUAUCCUCAGCCAAUUCCUCAACAACAGCAUCCUGCGGCCCCACUUGAGUGCAUCAACCCUGAGACAGCUCUUCUUCAAUGGGACAGAAACCUUGAGAUCUCAGGACCCAUUCCCAUGGCCUGCGCUGGCCAACACCCUGGAGACUGUAGCCAAGGAGGGUGCGGAGGUCUUAUACACAGGGAGACUGGGCCGCAUGCUGGUGGAAGACAUUGCCAAGCAAGGAAGCCUGCUGACAGUUCAGGACUUGGCUGCCUUCCAGCCUGAAGUGGUGGAACCCCUGGAGAUGCCCCUAGGAAACUAUACCCUGUACUCGCCGCCGCCGCCUGCAGGGGGCGCUAUUCUUAGCUUCAUUCUCAAUGUGCUGAAAGGGUUCAACUUCUCUGCAGAGACGGUGGCGCGGCCUGGAGGGGAAGUGAACAUGUACCAUCACCUUGUAGAGACUCUCAAGUUCGCCGUAGGGCAGAGGUGGCGGCUAUGGGACCCUUCCAGUCACCCGGGGAUACAGAACAUCUCCCGGGACCUCCUCCGGGAAGAUCUAGCCCAGCGCAUCCGCCAGCAGAUUGACGGCCGUGGUGACCACCACCAGCUCAGCCAUUACAACCUGACUGGGGUCAGGGGCAACCGGAUGGGCACCUCUCAUGUGUCUGUGUUGGGAGAAGAUGGCAGUGCUGUGGCAGCCACCAGCACCAUCAACACACCCUUUGGGGCGAUGGUGUACUCCCCACGGACAGGCAUCCUCCUGAACAACGAGCUUCUAGACUUAUGCUGGAGACACAUGCCAACAUCCCCGAUCACCCCUCCACCUGUUCCAGGUGAGCGGCCACCAUCUUCCAUGGUACCUUCCAUCUUGGUCAACAAAGGCCAGGGAUCGAAGCUGGUGAUCGGUGGGGCAGGUGGAGAGCUGAUCAUCUCUGCCGUGGCCCAGACUAUCAUGAACAAGCUGUGGCUUGGCUUUGACCUGACAGAAGCUAUCGCAUCUCCUAUUCUACACGUCAACAGCAAGGGCCAUGUGGAGUAUGAGCCCAAAUUCAACCAGGAGGUACAGAAGGGGCUACAGGACCGAGGCCAGAUUCAGAGCCAGAGCCAGCGGCCAGUUUUCCUGAAUGCGGUCCAGGCUGUGUUUCAGGAAGGGCCCUGCGUCUAUGCAGCGUCUGACCUGAGGAAGGCUGGAAAGGCUUCAGGAUACUAAGUCAGCUCUGCCCAGAGCUGGGAUCUGGCCCACUACGAAUGCUGUGACUCACAUGGGUGAUGCUGUAUGCCUAAGCACUCCAGGACCUGGAUCCCUUGCUGUGAGGUCAACCUGGGACUGAAAAAGAACAAGGAUCAGCUCAGCAGGAUGAAUGACUGGAGAGAGAAGGACUGACUUGUCCUUGAUCCCAUCCCAACACCUCCUGUGGCCCUGCCUUGGUUCUUCUAGCCUUGCCUUGGCCUCAUGCCCACCCUCUUAAAUGGUGUACCUGCCAGUCCAAGAUUAAAGAGGAGCCACAGCGUGAACUGAUUUGGUGGUUCUAAGCAGGUAAAGAGACCCUCAGAGAGUCCCCAGUGAUACAUAGCACAACACAGAUUCCUAUGGUCCUUCGGGACUCGACAUCAGGGUUCAGAGAUGGGCCAGCCUUAUGGAUGAGGCUCAAUGGGCAGAGGCAAGCACACCAUUCACCUCUACUCUGCUCCAGCUACAAUAUCUUUGGGGGAUCUGUGAUGUGUCUGCUCCCACCUCACCCCAUCUUGCUUGCUGGUGGGAAGACAGGAGCAUGGCUUAUUGUACUUGUCCCUAACUCUUGUGAUGUUUUUCUGCACGCAGGAAGAGGUUGGGUAAAGCAAAGCUCGGGUCUUAAUACUCCAUGUUCUUGAGACAAGGGCCCAUGCUUGGCAGUGCUGACAUCUGAGAUGACAUUAUCUUUUGUCGCAUGGAGCUGUCCCCACAUCACACACCCUUGACACAAUAGCAUCCCCUCACGUAUCCCCAGAUGCAACAACAAACUGUCACUGGACAGGGCUACGCCACCCCUGGCUGAGAACUGCCUCUCUGGAGCAGUGGGAAACUGUCAGAGAUGGCUUUGCAGGCUACCCAGUAGGAUGCUCCUCGGGGAUGUCUCCCUAGAGGGACCUGAGCAUCUGACUCCUACGAGUAUCAGGUACCUCUGUGUCACCUCAAGUGCCUGUGGGAGUUGCGCUACUACAUACAGGGUAUUACAACAACCUGUGUGGCUUAUGCAUCUCAAAGAAUGCUGGUUCAAUUGUUAAGAGCUCUUUUCUUUUCUUUUUUCUUUCUUUUUCUUUUUUUUUUUUUCUUUUUUUCCUUUUUGGCUAGGACCUAGGUUUUGAUUCCAGGCUCCUACAUAACCAUCUCUAACUCCAGUUCCAAGGGAUCUGAUGGCCCUUUCUGACCUCCAUAGGCACCAAGGAUACAAUAUAAUAUGCAUGCCUACAUGCAGGCAGAACACUCACAUAUAAAAUUAAAUGAAUAGAUCUAACUUUAAAAUUUGUUUGAAAAAAAUGAUGACUUACAACUCUGAAAAAGAGGAAGCCUGAGAUAAAGGUGCGUGCAGAUUCUAUGCUUAGCGAUGGUUCAUUUCCUCACAGCCCGUCAUGUGGUGGAAGAAGCUAGGUGACUUGCUAGGGUCUAUUAAAGGAUGCUAACCCUCACUGUCUAAGAAAGAUUGGUUCCAGGACCUCCCCCAAAGAAGACGUGAUUUCUGUGGAUGCUCAUGGCCUUUAUAUAAAAUGUAGCUGUAUUUGCAUCAGCUCCUUGGAAAACCAAGAGCUGGAAGCUAAUGGGGCAUUAAGUGAGGUUCAGGUGAUAUCUUCUGGUGUUCCUGAUGACAGUUUCCUCAUCUUCAUUGUGAUGUUGUGGUAAGGGAUGGACACCCCCCCACACACACACACCUUGGUUUGAGAUCAUAAAACUCUCUGCUCCCUUCUAACACAGUUUCCCACUGUUCCUGCUUUUCUGUGCCUAGCCCCAGGAUCUUUCCUGAUUUAUAACUGCACGAUUCAAGCUACUGAAUCUUGCUCCACGUGCCCCUUCUAUCUCCUACUACAUCUGUGGGAACCCAACUCAAGUGCUUUUGAUCAAAGAGGGGUGGCUACAUCUUUUGGCUAGCUCUCGCCAUGUGAUAAUGUCAGUGUGCUUUCCGUAUCAGAUCAAAGAGGUAACCUAAGACCUCCAUGACAAGUUCUGUUCUUGAGAGAUUAUUUUUCCUAGUAUACUAAUUGGGUUCUAAGAGGAACUUAAUGAUUCUGCUAUGACCACAUACCUCUGAUGUAUUGUGCCCAGAAAAAAAAAAUGGUGGUUUGGGUUUCCCCCUGAGCCUUAUAGAAUAGCAACUGAUGUUAUAUAUCUGAGAGAGGCAACCGUAUCUUCUUCCUGCUAAUUCAUCUCUUGAUGUAUAGUGAAAUAAAUUUGAUCCUCAAGCUUUAGAAAGAAAGAGCUGGCUGUGUACAAUGUCGCCAGGCAACCAAUUAAAUGUUAAGAAGAAUAAAUAAAUGAUAGGCAAUUUAACGUUU
Messenger RNA from Mus musculus (house mouse), 4369 nucleotides. It is a transcript of the gene Ggt5, whose product is annotated as gamma-glutamyltransferase 5. Gene Ontology annotation, biological process: response to stress; fatty acid metabolic process; leukotriene D4 biosynthetic process. Lineage: Eukaryota; Metazoa; Chordata; Mammalia; Rodentia; Muridae. Gene Ontology annotation, molecular function: leukotriene-C(4) hydrolase activity; peptidyltransferase activity; glutathione gamma-glutamate hydrolase. Gene Ontology annotation, cellular component: plasma membrane; membrane. Bases 330 to 2051 code for a protein of 573 amino acids. The transcript is spliced from 12 exons. The record is from RefSeq and is marked validated.